Molecule: messenger RNA, 9446 nt
Organism: Xyrauchen texanus (razorback sucker)
Lineage: Eukaryota; Metazoa; Chordata; Actinopteri; Cypriniformes; Catostomidae
Gene: tet1
Product: tet methylcytosine dioxygenase 1
Exons: 12
Coding region: 348-5987 (1879 amino acids)
Biological process (GO): positive regulation of transcription by RNA polymerase II; oxidative demethylation
Cellular component (GO): nucleus
Molecular function (GO): DNA 5-methylcytosine dioxygenase activity; DNA binding; zinc ion binding
Source: RefSeq, a predicted model, not a curated record
GGUGAAUGGAUUGACAUAUGUAGGAUUUGACUUUUUUUCGAUGCUUUACGCUCUGUGGCAGCAUGUCAGUGUUACAGUUGAAAUUUACAUCGUGAAAUCUGCAGACCGAGCUGCUUUUCACGCGUGCCAAGAUAGGCUCGAUCGAAGAGAAAAUGCUGAACGAUCAGUCAUGUCUUACAGGCGGGGAAUAGUCCUUCUCCGGUAACCAAUUAUCCAUAUGUGAUAUUGAAACAGUAACAGUACAUGAAAGAUUUGACAAGUACUAUUGUCCAGAGUCAUCAGUAUACUGUUUCCCAUGCCGGCUGUCCUGUACCUUGCUUCCCAUCUCCUUCGCACUCAGCCCAGCUAUGCCUCGCACUUCCAAAUCGGCCAAAAAAGCUUCACGUACAUCCAGAAAGCAAAAUGUCAGGAGUGUGAAAACUUACAUGACUACAAGACAAACGGCAAACUCACUCAAAGCUAACGGCUCUGCCACACUCAGUAGGCAAGGCCAGAUCAGGAAGUCCACAGACAAGAGACGGGCAGCCAAGGAUGCCCAGAAGAGUCCUGCCAAGAAGCCUGGCACGAGGAGUGUCAAGACUGCCCCUGUUGUUAAAGUAUCCAGACAUACGCGUGCAUCUUUGAAGCAAAAUGGCUUGUUGUCAAAACGUAAUGGCCAACGGAGGUCACCUCGAAAUAGUCGCUUGUUUCAGAGCGUCCUACGGGAAGUUGAGUCUCGCAGAAGGGCAGUUAUUGGGAGAAAGGGAGGUCAGCAGAUCAGGGAACAGGAUACUGAUACAAAAAGGCCCGAACUUCAUGAUCUUAAUAGUGAUGGGCAACAAAAGAGUGCUGUUAUUCCUACUGGAGAGGGACUGACCAUUAACAUAAGCUCGGAGGAAACUGCGGAGGAGCACAGAGAGACUGUUGUUAUCAACACUGACAAGGCAGAGGAGAAGGUAAAGGCAAACACAGAAACUGUACAAAAAUGUACUGAUACAGAGGUUGCCUUUGUUGAGCAGUGUGACACUUCGGAGCACACGCCCAUCAAUAACGUGAACUUUGCCUACAACACUGAUACCUCAGGCCCAAAAGUUCCCUCCCCUACACAGUCAGAUAAGAAUGUUUCUGGUCAGACUGAGCAGAUCAACGAAAUUGACUUUUCUGAAAGUUCUUGUGAAACCACUCCAGAACCCUCUGCAGAAUCAGAUGAGACUGUGACGUCCCCAAUUUGUCAAUCCCUUGAAGAAUCGCCAGCACUUGAAAACAUCACUAAUUCUCCCCAGGUAGAUGCCGAUACCAAAGAUGAAAUUGACGAUGCUGAAAUGUUAAUAAAGAAAGAGGGAGCGCUUUCUCUCCUUUCUCUGAGUGCAACCAUUUACAACAGCACUGUUUAUGAUCCAGACCAUGAGCCUCAGGCAACAACAUCUUUUAACGGCACGCUUUCCAAUAGCACAGAGAGCACCCAGUCCUCUUUUGACUGCGAGUCAGAGUUGGUUCUAGUGCACAGAUCAUCAGGAAACCCUUCUCUCGAGGAUGAGGAUAUUCAGCUGAGUUUACUAGGAGAUCAAGAGAGGAGAGAGAGAAAGAAGAGAAGUCAUUGCGGCUGUUGUGUGCCCUGUCUGCGCAAGAUCAACUGUGGGGAAUGCAGAAGUUGCCUGAACCGAAAAACGGGCCAUCAGAUCUGUAAGCUCAGGAAAUGUGUCGAGCUGAGGAAAAAGCCUCUAAUGAUCUUUACGGGAGAGGGAGGGUGCAAGGAUAUUUCCAAACCACUGAAAAAAAAGCGAGUUUCAAAGGUUGAGUCAGAGUUAAAUUCAGCAAAUGGCACAGACUCAGAGCAGAUGGAGGAGACCAGUGUGUCACCAGAGGAAGAAGAGCAUUACAUAUCCCAAACACACAAUGUCCCUGAUUUUCUCACGCCUCUCCAGCAUGGCCUGGCAACAGCACCUCCUGGAAAGCAGCCCUGGACCACUGAUAGCAAAUUUGUCCUUCUCAUCUCUCAAACUACUCUAAAUGGUGCUGAACACAUCAACCCAAACACUGAGAAACAUGCUGAACUGUCCUGUAGAACUACAAACAUGACUUGUGAACUCGAGGCACCUCAAGAAAAGACAGUUCCUUUGAAGAAGAUCAAACUGGAGGAGCAAUCGGUGGAGAUAGAUAACCAGCACUCAGUGCACUUAGAGUCUAACGGGUGCUAUGAGGAUCCUUUAUCCACUCUAGCAGCUGUAGUCUGCUUCUGUAGUACAGAUAGGAAAGCUAUUUUUGGGCGUCAGGCCUCAGAUAUCUGUUCUUUAAAAUCUGAGCCGAAAGAAGAGCCUGAUCAGUGUCAGUCAAUUCAUGGAAAACCAGCAAAACCUCCUCAGCAAGAUAACAUUGCACUAUCUUUACCCAGUGUCCAGUCUCUGGUCCAGCAUAGGAAUAUUAGUGCUGAGCAGGCUAUAGCUAUUGAGGCCUUGACCCAACUGGCAGCUACUCAACAAACGGUGCUCUUCAGAACAGAAGACCAGGACACUCAGCAAGAAAGCGCAACGUCUACAUACUCUGCUUCAAGCAACCCCAAACCUCCUCUGGAGGCUAAAUCAGUUUCAGAUAUUUUCUCUAACAAGGUAUCAGUAAUUAGUUCAUCCAUGCACCAGACAUCUGUCAUCCGCAGCCCUUUGAAUAGGCAGGUCAACUUCAUCCAAAAUCAGCGCUGUGCAUCUACCCCCAGAAAGCUUUCCUUGAAGGAUCUUCUGGUAGCUAGUUCAGAAUGUGAAAAGCUAUCGGACACUGCAGAGAACCAAAGAUACGGCCAAGCAAUUUGUAAAGCUGACAGGUUAGAAGGCACUUUUAAGAAAGCAAAACAAGGUGAUGGGAAUCCUAUCUCAAGAAAGAGGGAUGAGGAGGAAGUUGCUGCUCAAUUGGUGCAACUUGCAUUCAUGAUCCAAUCAAGACAAUCGAAGCAAAUCACAGAAAACAGUCCCCUGAAAGGAAUGCCAGCACAGACCAUAAAAUACAAUAAUAUUUUGGGGCAGCAUUUGAGAAAACAAAGGAAACCUAGAACGACACCUUCAAAACCCAGAAUAUCUAAGAAGAAAGCUGUUGAGGUUGAGGAUAACCAUUGUAGGAUUCAACUGGCCAAGAGGACACCCAACAGAAAGACCCCGCACAAGGCCACAAUCCAGAAAGCAAUUUCGCAACAUAAGAUGAGGUUUCAGCACAAAAGUAGUCCAUAUCUUCCACAAGCUCAGAUAGACCUGAAAAAAUACAUAGCAGAAGCUCACCAUGAGAACAAGCAGCUCUUAUAUUUCAGCAACUCUCUGAAGAAAGAGCACUUAGACUUCGAAACAAUCACAGGCUCUGGGAAACAUAAUGGCUUUCACUUUAAACAGGAGCAUGGUGGCAACACUGUAUCACCGCCAAAUGGACUCUUCUGCAAUCAUACAAAUGACCAUCUUGGUUCUUGCCAGUGGAGGAAGCAUGAAUGUGAACAACACAUGAUUUCUCAGGCAUCGAAAACCUAUGAUGUGCUAAACCAUGGUGCUAAACAACAACCUCAGCAUACCAUGCCCAGUGAACUUUUGAAAGACUUGCCACAAAGCCCAGGGGUGAACCAUAAAACAAACAAUUUAAAAUAUAAUCAACACUUGCACACAAAUCUAAAUGGACAUUACAAAGUGGAGAAGUCUGGUGGUGUCACGGUGCUGUCCACAUCCACUGUACAUUUGGAAAAUGGUGACUUGCCAUACACUGGAGAACAGACUCCCCCUAAACACACUCUAAACAGCUUUUUGGAGUCUCCAAUGAGGUUCUUGGACACACCAACCAAGAACCUGCUCAACACCCCCUCCAAACAAUCCACUGAACUGCCCUCCUGUGACUGUGUGGAACAAAUCAUUGAGAAGGAGGAGGGUCCAUACUACACUCACCUUGGAACUGGCCCAAAUGUAGCAGCAGUGAGAGAGAUGAUAGAGAACAGGUAUGGUGAGAAAGGCAAUGCAGUCCGUGUGGAGGUUGUGGUGUAUACUGGCAAGGAGGGGCGGAGCUCACAGGGUUGCCCAAUCGCCAAGUGGAUCAUACGUCGUGGAAGUGAGGAAGAGAAGUUGUUAUGUCUUGUGCGGCAGCGUGCUGGUCACUGCUGUCAGAACGCAGUGGUCGUUAUUCUGAUCCUGGCCUGGGAGGGGAUCCCACGCGGUGUGGCCGACAGGCUGUACCAGGAGCUCACACAGACUCUCUGCAAACAUGGCUCACCCACUAGCCGCCGCUGUGCCCUCAAUGAAGAUCGUACCUGUGCAUGUCAGGGUAUGGAUCCAGAGACCUGUGGUGCCUCCUUCUCUUUUGGUUGCUCCUGGAGUAUGUACUUCAAUGGCUGCAAGUUUGCACGUAGCAAAACGCCCAGGAAGUUCAGGCUACAAGGAGACUACCCUGAGGAGGAGGAGAAGUUGGAGAGAAAUCUGCAGAAUCUGGCCACAGAUUUGGCACCCGUGUACAGGAAACUGGCUCCAGAGGCCUUUCAGAACCAGGUUGAGCAGGAGCAGCAGGGGCAGGACUGUCGUCUGGGCAGGAGGGAAGGUCGACCAUUCUCUGGUGUGACUGCAUGUGUGGACUUCUGUGCUCAUGCUCACAAAGACACACAUAACAUGACCAAUGGAAGUACUGUGGUAUGCACUUUAACCAAGGAGGAUAACCGUGCAGUGCGAAACAUUCCAGAGGACGAGCAACUGCACGUCCUGCCUCUUUAUAAGAUCUCUGACACGGAUGAGUUCGGCCAUGUUGAGGGCCAGUGGGCUAAGAUGAAGACAGGGGCUCUGCAGGUCCUCUCUUCCUUCCCAAGAGAAGUGAGAGUGCUGGCUGAGCCGGUAAAGUCAGCCCGCAAGAGGAGACUGGAGGCUAAAAGAGCCCAUGCUGAGAAACUUAACGGCCUGGAUAGUAAGCAGGUCACUCCUGUAAAAGGAAAGAAUGAGUCUCUUAAAGGUUUCAAACACACCUCUGUUGAACAUUCACCAUGUAAAGAAAAGGAAACUCAGAAUCUCUGUUCAAGAAUGCAAUUGGCUGGGUUUCAAGACAUUGGACGACAGUUCUCAGACUUCCAUUCUUCUAGCCCAUACAAGCAGAGUAACACAUGCGCUACACCUCCUGUGGCCUCCAACUUUGGCACGGUUACACAUUCUACUUCACCUCACUCAGACUUCACUCAAUCCCAGCAUGAUUUCUCUGGAAGAACCACCCACAACCAUGGUUCUCAUUCUUUUAAACCUAGCCCAGUCCUGGAUGCCUUUCAGCAGAUUUCUGCAGAGAUCUCUGAGCAGAAACCAUUCAAAAACCAGCCAUGUUUGAUUGACCCCAUGAGAACAAACUUCUAUAACUGCUCUGAUUACUCUCCCUCUUUCAAAUCCGAACCUGAGGAGAUGCGGUGCUUCCAGGGUGGGACGGCUCCCACUCUGCUCUCCUCGCCAAUGGCUGAGGGUCUUCACAGUCGGUUGAACUGCCAACCUAGAGGUCAACUAGGCCUUGAGGACCACAACAACCCACCCAUUACUCCAGAGGUGCUUAAGGCAGAGGAGGUAUGGUCAGACAGCGAGCACAAUUUCCUUGACAGCGAUAUUGGUGGGGUUGCGGUGGCUCCCUCUCACGGCUCGAUCCUAAUCGAAUGUGCCAGACGGGAGCUACACGCAACCACUCCUAUCCUAAGACCCAACCGCACGCAUCCCACUCGCAUUUCCUUGGUCUUCUACCAACACAAGAGCCUGAAUGCACCUGGUCAUGGCCUGCAACAGUGGGAGGCCAAGAUGGCUAUAAAGGCCAGGGAGAAAGAAGAGGCGGAGCGUCUGGAAGCUUUGGAUGCCAAGGAUAAAAGGUUGAGGGCAAUGGAUUCCAGUACAGAGAGUGAAGAUGAGACUUAUCCAGAUGAGAGACACAAGCUUCAGGUCCCUACCCGUCAAUCGCUAACAGUUACACGUGAUGGCGUCAUCGUGUCAGCCCCCUAUGCCCUCACACACGUUACUGGGCCUUAUAACCGCUGGACGUGAUAUUUUCCGUGCUUUUCAAGCUAAUGCCUUACCUCAGUUAGUUCUGUUUCUUUCACACCUGUUUUUAUGUGCCCUCUUUCAGUUGUGAUCAUGUCAGCUUUUACAUUGAAUUAGACUAUCGUUGGUUUUUAACUGUGAGUUUUGGUGUGUGUGUUUGUACAUGUCUAUGUUUUUUUAUUGUAAAGAGAUGGUGCUCAGAACAGAUAUUAUAAAACUGGUUUUAUACAUAUAGAUUGAAUUAGUGCAUAGAAUAUGUGAUUAUUUAUUCUGAUCAUUUUGAAAACUAUUUUGUAAUUUAAUUUCUGGUCCAAGCCUGUUUACUGCAAUAGGAUUAUGUCAUUCCUGAAAUGACGUGUGUAGUAAACACUUCGAAUUGACAUUGUCAAAUGUGAGUUCUAUUUUCUUGGGUGCUCUCUUGUAGUUGCUCUGGUGCCAUUGUAGCAGUAAUGUUAAAUGACAAUUGGUCAUUAUAACAACUUUACAUUUUACAUUAGAUUGUUGGUCACAUAUUUAGAUUACAGGUAUUGACCUAAUUCACACUAGCACAAUCUUUGGUUUUUAACUGUAAUGAAAAUGAGGCUGAUAGGGAUAGACUUACCAUCUCUUUAAUUGCACACACAGGAUAAAGCUUUAUAAAGUUGCUUGAUGCCACCUGAUUUUUCACAACUCAUGUUGUGUGGAGUUUUGUGUAUACUGAAUGUUCUUGAAAAUAUAUUAUUUCAAUGUUUUGUUUGCAAAACAAAAACACUUUAAUUUGCAGUACAGCCCAUUGAAAAGACUGUAAGUCUAUCCUUCACAGCAUCGUUGUCAUUCCUGUCAAAAACAAAAAAUGGCACUUCUGGGGAAAAUGGUCAAUAGCUUUUGGUUUCGUCUCUUCACUUUUCUGGGUAAAUUGUAUUGGUAAUGAAGGUAAAAAAAAUUGUAAUGUGAACAUAGUUUCCAAUAAUUAGCAUCUUUUAAAAAGCACUUUGUAAGUUUCUAAUAUGCACAUUUGGUUUUUAUUGAUUAUUAAUUAUCAACACUCAAAAUUGUUUGGUGUAUCUUUCUGCAAUUCAAUCAUGAUUAUGAACUUUGCAUAUUUUAGCAAUAAUCAUGUAGGGUUUUAUGCUGCAGUUUGACAACGUGUCAAAAUCAAAACCAUUUAAUUACCUUCACUUAUGUAAAUGAUCAUGUUAUUUGUUGAGUUUUGAAGCAUGACUUGAAAACAACUUAAUCAAUUUUUAUUUUUUUUAAUGGUGCUUUUAAAGAAAUCCCACGAAACCUCCUGAGAUGUCAUUUCAUAUAUUUUUAUUGCUAAAUGGUGCAUUUUUAUUUUAAAUAAAUCCCCUUUUUUGGUGAGGGGAGCCAUGGAGUAAAUCAAUAUCUGUACAUUUUGAUAUAAACAAAAGUUUGUUACAUUUUUAUUUGGGUGCAGUGCAUGGAAAGGUCAACUUUAAAACCAUGACAACUUUGUAAUUGCAUAUUUAUCUAGAGGCCUAGUCAAGAUAUUGGCUCAAGUAAAAGCAAAAAGGUUUACAUUACUUUUACAUGAGGUUUAAAGUGAACACAAGGCUGAAAAGUCUUUUUUUAAUUGUUCUUCUUCAAGGUGCUAAAGAGUGUACGUCAGUGUUCAAAACCAUUGUACAACUAAAAUGCUGUUAUAUUUAAGCACUUGAAACAGUAUCUUUUCAUGUUAAUUCUGAGAAAUUGUACACAUCAUCUCUGAAAACAUGUUUUGACUAUUAAAUCGCACUCUAGUUGCAAAUAUAGGAAAACUCUACAAUAACUCAAUGUGAACCUAUGUUUUGAGGAACUUGAAGUCACAAAGUGGCAUGGGUAUAUUCACGCUACUGUCUCAUCAAUUAAAUCUAUUUUGCAACUGUUGUUUUUGUGUAAAACCAUCAUGUAUAAUGAAAAUAAGACUAUUGUAACCAUGUUUUUUUUUUUUAUAAAACUCAGAAAUAAGCACUCUUCUAUGGUGCUCAUACAUAGUACCAGACAAGUCACAUAUAGGUGCUGCACUAGUUUGGAUCUUUAAUUUUUGGGGGUGUUUAAUAUUUACCUUACUUAAAAGCUGAAGUGUGCGUAUUUUUCAAUGUUUAAAUACUUUCUCCUUUUCCACCUUAAUAGGCAGAGACAACCAUAAAUAAGCCAUUUGUAGGUUGGUUCCCCCGAAAAGAGUAAACUCUGUGGCACUAUCAAAACAUUGCUCUGUUCGUUUUAGUUGCUGUCUGCUGUCUUUUUUGGACCAAUGGCAGAGGAACUUUUGCAAUUCCGUUUGGUGACUCUAGUGGUGCAGAAAUGUAACACUUCAGCUUUAAACGUCAUAAGCAUGCUAUGUUGUGUUUUGUCCCUCUUUACCUUGUGUGACACAAAUACUAUGACCCUCACAGUCACCCCAUAUUAAUUCAUUAUGAUUAAAAUAUCAGGACUAUCUUUUGGACUCAAUAAAUUGAAUGGCCUAAGGGAAAUUCCAAUGCAAUUUGUUUUAAAGCUCAAUGAUUUUAUUUAUUUUUCUAAGCUAUUGUUUUCUAUGAAUUAUGUUUUGGUUUGUCUCCAUGUCCCUGUUCAAACUCUGUUAUUAUUCAACUUAUAACUACACAACUACUGAUACAUCUAGCUUUUUACAAGUUUGGCUCACAUAAUCUUAUUUCAGUUAUCAAAAAUAUUGUUCAUGGCACUCACAGCAACAUUUGGUAUAAGAAAAACAAAUCUGAAAUAAAUAUUGUUACAUUCCUUUUCAAACCAAUACAGUAUUCACCUGGCUAUCCACAUUAUAAAUCUCUUACAUGUUUCUCAUCCUUUGUUGUAGUUUUUUUCCUCCCUCUUUUCUCAGGUAGUCUGUGCCCUCAUGUAACUUUGGACAUAAGCUUUUAGGAUUCUCAUAAUGUCUUCCAAUCAAAUUCUCAGAAAUGUUAAUUACUUUUGUUUAUAUUUUGUGAAAUGGUCAAGUGGUAACCCUUAUGUCAUCUUCAAUGAAUUAACUUGUUUGGCAGUUAUGUUCUAUAUACUGUGAAUGUCUAUACCGAUGGGUUAAGGGGGAAGUGUGUAAAAAAAAAAUAUUAUGUUAAAAUAGAAAAAUCUCUUUUCCCAACUUUUAUUGCAGAGACAACUAUUAAGGCAACCAUUCGGUUCCGGCAAAAUAUGUAAACAUUGUGGCACUAUUAAAACAUUGCUCAGUUGUUUGUUUGAGUAUCCCAACUGGCCCAGUAUAGCAGCAAUGACAACCAGUGAGUUUGGGUGGGACUUUUUUUUAUUUGUGGUUAAGAAAUUACACACUUCACCGUUAAGUCUGAAUGUAAGCCAUUGUGGGCAACAUUAAAUGUUGUGAUCUAUAAUGUCAAAUUGUACACCUCCUAUAUGUAAAAUCAAACAAGAACAUAUUAUGACUUGAAGAUUUCAUUCUAAAUGACUUGGAAUGUUUUGUCAAGGAAAACACCAGCUUUUGAAAAAUUUAAUAAAACGCACAGUUGUAAGCUA